This is a messenger RNA of Xyrauchen texanus (razorback sucker), 321 nucleotides long. RefSeq names its product peptidoglycan-recognition protein SC1a/b-like. NCBI's taxonomy places the organism in Eukaryota, Metazoa, Chordata, Actinopteri, Cypriniformes, Catostomidae. Bases 1 to 321 code for a protein of 106 amino acids. Gene Ontology annotation, biological process: peptidoglycan catabolic process. Gene Ontology annotation, molecular function: N-acetylmuramoyl-L-alanine amidase activity; zinc ion binding. The transcript is spliced from 4 exons. The record is from RefSeq and is a predicted model, not a curated record.
AUGUGCUUUCUGGUAUCUGGAGAUGGGACAGUGUAUGAAGGGCGAGGAUGGGGAGUUUUAGGAGCUCAUGCAAAAGAACACCACAUAGAUUCUGUUGUCAUCGACUUUAUGGGUAACUUCAGUGAGUUUCAUGCUACUCUGAGAUUGCUGCAUGUUGGAGUGCUUCACAAUCAUUUGCAGCCCAAUUAUGUGCUUGUGGGACACAGAGAUGUGGCAAACACCGAAUGUCCAGGGGAACAUUUACACUCGGCACUACCAAAACUAAGAGACCGACUGAGAAAUGACCGAACACAGUCGAUACGUCAUGUCAAAAGCCAAUAG